AUGGACCCUCCCGCCAACGACGGGCCCGACGGCUCCUCCAUUAGACCCGUCUUGUCGUUGCUGGCCAAGUUUGAGAACCUAAACAAGGCUGGCGAUGCCUCAACUAGUCACCCACCUCCCCGGGCCGUCUCCCCCGCGCCCAAGCCUGAAUGGUUGCGAGACGCGAACGCGAACCCUCCAGCACCAUCAGCAACAGCGCAAGCACGUGAGCCGCCCACCAUCCCCAAGACGAAGUCCAGGGACAAGCCCAAUCUUGCGAGCCUUUACCCUCGAAGCACAAACAACAGCGGUGCCAACUCCCCAACCCGCCUCGGCCCUCCACCCAUCAGCCCGCGCCCUGUACAUCCUCCGUCCCUCCUUGUCGAGCCGCCACAGUCACCACCCAAGGGAGCCCUGGAUUUCGUGGUUGGCGACCGCCCUGGCUUCCUGAACACCGACUCACUGAUAAAGUCGAUGUCGUCGCCUGCCGCCUCGCCGAGACAGUUCAAGAUCCCUAGCCGUCCUCACACGCCCGUCUUCGAGCCUCGAAGAUCCCCCAGACUGGCCGCUUCCCAGCCCCCGUCCCCUCCCCCUCCGCGACGCUCGGGAGAACUAAGACGGGACCGAGAGGUCAGAGAUCUCAUUAGGCCGCUUCCACCUCCCGUUAACCGGACAGAGAAGCCCCUGAUACCAUCCCGUCGCUCCUCGUAUAUUGCCGAUAUGAGUCAAGCUUUUGACUUUCGCUCCCAGAGCGGUGAUAAGGUCUCCCCCUUUCACAGCCCACCCAGCAGUAAUGGUACCCCCGAGGAAGAAGAGGCUCCCCCCAUGUUGCCCACGAGGCCAAAACUCCAACCGCAACCUCUGCAGAGAGCAAAGACGAUGCAAUUGGGCCCAAUAGGAGCGGGUCCAAUAGGAUUUGAACCGCCACCUGUCCACCAUUCGCUGGUUAACAAGAGGAGAGAGAGAGACGAGAUGAACGGGACCACACGCUCUCCCAUCACGCCGCAGCUGACCGGCGAGCAACGGCCAGCACUUCCCGCCCGGCCACAGACCACUAUCGAAUCGCCCCGGUCACUGGAGAUAUCGAUUUUAUCACCACCUCCACGACCUCCAAGGCCGGGAGCAAAUGCAAAUAUUAACGAGACCAAUUCAGUGGCCGCGGCUUCGCAGAAACGGGUUGUCUCAACGCCGACAGCGGCCCAAGUGUACCAAGUGCCCCCGCCUCACAUAAAGACCCACGGCAGGUCUAUGACGGUAGACCGCUACCCGAACAAGGCCCCAGGUGAAUUCCGUUCCACAGCAGCCCCAGUCAUGGCGGCAGCCGAGAAGCGAUUGACCGAGGCCCCGACAGAGGACCAGGCCAAGGCGGAUGGCUCGCCACCCCUCUCGACAACGGCAUAUCCGGAUGCUUCGAGCACAAACCGUAGCAAGCCUUACAUCGGCAAAGGCGUGCAUGAAAUCCAGACAAAAUACGAUAGCCGGGUAUUCGAUGUGUGUGGAGAGCUAGUUUGCACAACUGGGCUCUACACGCGAGUAUGGAGCUUUCUAGACGGCGAACUCCUCAUGAGCUUGGCCAUGGGCGAGGGCCAGAGAGGGACGUCUGUAGCCUUCAAGCCAGGGCCAAACGUCAACGAAGAGGGCAGAAGGGUAUGGGUCGGGAAUAACUAUGGCGAGCUCCUGGAGGCCGAUGUAAUCAGGCAAAAUAUCUCCUGCACCAGGCCAAACGCGCAUGGCCGGUAUGAGAUCAUCAGGAUUUACAGGCAUUUCAAUGAACUCUGGUCGCUAGACGAAUCCGGGACACUUCACGUCUGGGGUCCUGACGAGAGCGGAGUCCCCACACUCGUCAACGGACCGACCCAGUCGUACCGCGUUCCAAAGGGGCAUAUGUUCUCGAUAGUUGUGGGCGACGAGCUGUGGCACGCUACAGGCAAGGAGAUACGGGUAUUUUUGCCGACCCUGGAUGGCCGGACACAGUUCCAGGUACUUAUCCGGCCGCUCUGCCAGGACGGGGCCGGAGAAGUAACCUCGGGCACUACUAUCACGUCUGAGCCAGACAAGGUCUUCUUUGGUCAUAACGAUGGGAAAGUGAGCAUCUACUCUAGAUCGGACUACUCUUGCCUGGGCGUGAUGAAUAUCAGCCAGUACAAAAUCAACUCUCUUAUUGGAGUUGGCCAGUACAUGUGGGCAGGAUACAACACUGGCAAGAUUGCCGUCUACGACAUGGGCCAGACACCAUGGGCUGUUAAGAAGGACUGGCAGGCUCAUGACAACCCCGUCGUAAGGCUGAUUGCCGACCGGGCUAGCCUCUACAAGCUUAACCGAUUCCAGGUCGUCUCCCUAGGCGCAGAUAACAUGCUGCGCAACUGGGAUGGGCAGCUGCAGGACGACUGGCUGGAGGGUGAGAUGAAGCGCAAGGAUGCGGAAUACUGCGACUUCCAGAAGCUCAACGUCCUUGUCUUGACCUGGAAUGCGGGAGCUUCCACGCCCAACAGCCUGCGCUACUCGGAUUCGGACGCGGCCUUUUUCCAGAAUCUUCUCCAGAGCAGCGACUCGCCGGAUAUUAUUAUUUUUGGUUUCCAGGAGCUUGUGGAUCUAGAGGACAAGACGGCCACAGCAAAACGCUUCCUGAAGCCCAAGAAGAAGGAAGGCUCUGACCAGGAGCGUAUGAGCCACCAGUACCGCGACUGGCGCGACUUCCUCGUCCGCUGUUUGGACGACUACAUGUCGGGCGAUCUAUACCAUCUCCUCCACACCGCGCCCCUCGUCGGAUUGUUCACUUGCAUCUUUGUCAAAGCGGAUCUUCGAGACCGCGUAAGCAAUCUCAGCAGUGCCGAAGUCAAGCGCGGUAUGGGCGGGCUACAUGGCAACAAAGGGGCCAUCAUUGUGCGCUUCAUGUUGGACGACACAUCGCUCUGCUUCGUCAACUGCCACUUGGCGGCAGGCCAGUCUGGCGCAAACCAACGGCAUAACGACAUUGCCGCCAUUCUUGAGUCGUCGGCUUUCCCAGCUGAGCGCGACCUGACAGUGCGCAUGGACAGUUACGCCGGCGGGGGCGAUGGCACACUGAUCCUCGACCACGAGCUGUGUUUAGUAAACGGUGACCUCAACUACCGCAUCGACACAAUGAGCCGCGACACUGUUGUGUCAGCGGUAAAAGCGGGCAACCUUAGCAAGCUACUAGAUCGCGACCAGCUACUUGUUGCACGACGGCGGAAUCCAGGGUUCCGGCUCCGAGCAUUCGAGGAGUUCCCAAUCACGUUUGCUCCAACGUACAAAUACGACGUGGGAACAGACAACUACGACUCUAGUGAGAAGAAGCGUAGCCCGGCGUGGUGCGACCGCAUUCUAUACAGGGCGCGCGCUGGCAGGAUUGAGCAGCUCAACUACCGCCGGCACGAGGUGCGCGUCUCGGACCACAGGCCCGUCAGUGGCCGUUUCUGGUUCACAGUCAAGCGCAUCAACCCUAAGAGGAGGGCGGUUGCGUGGAUGGAGUGUCAACAGCGCUGGGAAGACCUGCGGUCCCAGGAAGCUGUUGGCGAGAAAAUCUUUUACUUGACCCAAACUAUCGGGUACGACGCACCAACGGCCACCAAACUAAUCAACGAGCGGUCAUCCAGGAGAGAUCAUCGGAGCCCGAGCCGGAACAAGGACUAA
This is a messenger RNA of Lasiosphaeria miniovina, 3633 nucleotides long. Its product is annotated as Endonuclease/exonuclease/phosphatase. Gene Ontology annotation, biological process: phosphatidylinositol dephosphorylation. NCBI's taxonomy places the organism in Eukaryota, Fungi, Ascomycota, Sordariomycetes, Sordariales, Lasiosphaeriaceae. The coding region runs from base 1 to 3633 and encodes 1210 amino acids. The transcript is spliced from 4 exons. The record is from RefSeq and is a predicted model, not a curated record. Gene Ontology annotation, molecular function: protein binding; phosphatidylinositol-4,5-bisphosphate 5-phosphatase activity.